AUGACGUCACAAUUGCACUGGAAUAGUGACGUAAGUGAAACCUCAUAUGGUUACGAGGAACGGAUGUGUUCUAGAGAGAAAAACCAUUUUCUAAAUUUUGGAACUCCUGUGCGCUCCAGCAAGACCAAGAUGAGUCAAAGCAUUGAUAUGAAGGGACAGCAGAUGAAGAAAGAAAGGGUCGAUGUAGCAGAGACUCUGAAACAGAACCAAACACGAAAACGUCUGUGGAGAAAACCAAAAAAUCCCACAGAAAAUGAUGGGAACACCCAGAUUGGUGACCACAUCAACUGUCCCACAGAAGGCAUCUUCCGACUGCACCCACUGGAGAGUCCGGAUCCGGAAGUAAGAGGCCAAUUCAAAACUUCAGCACACGAGACUCCCGGGCCAAGCCGAAUCCCACCUGUCCCAGGACAUUCUUGUGUUGGGUCGACUGAUAUUGAAACCUCAGUUUGGACCAAGGCUGAGGAAAGCAUAAGACAAACCCUUUUUGAAGGUAGAGGAUACCCGAAAGGUAUUUUUCGGCUAACUCCAAUUGUAAGAGGCCUAUAUAUACCAAAAGAAUGUGACCAACCCCUCUUUAAUGGACAUGAAAAAUUGGACGAUGCCACUCCCGGACCAAGUGCCAUUUCAGAUCAAUCAUGGACGGAUGAUAUUGAUGAUUUCAAUUAUGAACUAGACUUAACAAAAGAUGUGCACUCGCACGUGGAUCUCACGAACGUAAUUGCACGCAAUUCGAAAAAAAGAAAAAGGGAAGAAGACGAGGGAGACGAGGAACUAAAACCUGAACGGAAGAGGGCCCGACGUACGGGGAGCUGGUUACCAUCAAAGAAACGGAAAAGGGAGGAGGAUGCAGAUGAUGAAAUGUGCAAGCCUCCCCCAAAACGGGCCAGGCACACUGGCGGUUGGAUGAUGUGA
Molecule: messenger RNA, 915 nt
Organism: Magallana angulata
Lineage: Eukaryota; Metazoa; Mollusca; Bivalvia; Ostreida; Ostreidae
Exons: 8
Coding region: 1-915 (304 amino acids)
Source: RefSeq, a predicted model, not a curated record